AUGGUCUACUACUUCACAAGUAACGUAACGUCGCCGUCGGCGUACAUCUACAUGGGCAAGGACAAGGACUUGAUUGCUUACGGAUUCGAGGAAGAUGUUUGGCCGCUCUUGGAAGACUGCGCCCAGUUGACCAAAGCAAACUCGAUCGAGGGUGAGGACGAACGCCUGAAAGCUACAAGAGAAUGGGACUGA
This is a messenger RNA of Aureobasidium musti, 192 nucleotides long. The record is from the annotation of a GenBank genome assembly. Lineage: Eukaryota; Fungi; Ascomycota; Dothideomycetes; Dothideales; Saccotheciaceae.